Messenger RNA from Alternaria rosae, 509 nucleotides. RefSeq lists its product as uncharacterized. The record is from RefSeq and is a predicted model, not a curated record. The coding region runs from base 100 to 402 and encodes 100 amino acids. Lineage: Eukaryota; Fungi; Ascomycota; Dothideomycetes; Pleosporales; Pleosporaceae. The transcript has a single exon.
GACAAAAUUGGGGAGAAAAGAGCCUCGUCGAGGCUCGGAGUAGUUUGGCGAUCGGCCUUUGUACGAUACCAGUCUGCUUCACAUAUUUCUUCCUUUUAGAUGAUACCCGACGUCAAGUCAACGGUUGUUUCGGGUGGGCUCGGUAUGCAUGUACUCGUACAUGUCUUGUUCUGGACUUGGUUCCUCCUGUUGUACUUUCUACAUUCGUAUGUCCUACUGUUCGCAUAUACGUACUCUUACGGCCGUCUUCUGUUUGCGUUGCUUGUUUUGGUAUCUUUUGGCCAAAUCACCUGCCCUAAUACUCCCUUGGGCUGGACCCGCUCCGUCCCUCGGCGUUGGGUCCUUCAAUAUGAAUUAUGUCAACAUUACUGCAUUUUCACGCCUCACGUCCGAUCUUGGUGACAGGUUCUUGCAUUGACCGUCGCGAAGGGCAGUCUAGGUCAGGAUCGUGUUCGAGCAGAAGGGGAAGUGAAUGCGCAGAGCCGCAAAUACGGCAGAAGAGUGAGGCU